This is a messenger RNA of Gymnogyps californianus (California condor), 783 nucleotides long. RefSeq names its product R-spondin 1 (gene RSPO1). The record is from RefSeq and is a predicted model, not a curated record. The transcript is spliced from 5 exons. Bases 1 to 783 code for a protein of 260 amino acids. NCBI's taxonomy places the organism in Eukaryota, Metazoa, Chordata, Aves, Accipitriformes, Cathartidae.
AUGCAGCUUGGACUGUUUGUGGUGGUGGUUUUUCUAAGCUCGAUGGAUCUAACAGGCAGCAGCAAAGUGGUGAAGGGCAAGAGGCAAAGACGAAUUAGCACCGAGCUGAGUCAGGGCUGUGCCAGAGGCUGCGACCUGUGCUCCGAGUUCAAUGGAUGCUUGAGAUGUUCCCCCAAACUCUUCAUCCUUCUGGAGAGGAAUGAUAUCCGGCAAAUUGGGAUUUGCCUACCAUCUUGUCCACUGGGAUACUUCGGCCUUCGCAAUACAGACAUGAACAAGUGCAUCAAAUGCAAAAUUGAGAACUGUGAGUCCUGUUUCAGUCGAAACUUUUGCACAAAAUGUAAGGAAGGUUUGUAUUUGCACAAAGGGAGAUGUUACGUCACAUGCCCCGAAGGCUACUCUGCUGCCAACGGCACCAUGGAGUGCAGCAGUCCUGCACAAUGUGAAAUGAGUGAGUGGGGGCCCUGGGGGCCCUGCUCCAAGAAGAGGAAGCUCUGUGGCUUCAAGAAGGGCAACGAAGACCGAACGCGGCGGAUUCUACAGGCUCCCUCCGGAGACGUGUCCCUGUGUCCUGCCACCACGGAGGUGCGGCGAUGCACCGUGCAGAAGAACCAGUGCCCCGAAGGGAAAAGGAAGAAAAAGGAAGAGCAAGGAAAGGAAGACAAUGCAAAUGGGAACAGAAAUCAGAAAGACACCAAAGACGCUAAGUCUGGCACCAAGAAGAGAAAGAGCAAACAGAGAGGGGCUGCGGUCCCCGCGACGUCCGCUAGCCCUGCCCAGUAG